AUGAAAACUUUUGAUGGAACAAAAACAAAACUGAAGACGGAAGGAUUUACCGUGAAAUCAACUAUGAAGAACUCGGUGGUUGUGGGUCCUUCUGCAGCUGGAGCUUUUAAAGAGCGUCCAGCCAGACCCACAUCUUUUCGGAAGUUCUACGAACGUGGAGAUUUCCCCAUUGCACUGGAGCAUGACACCAAGGGCAAUCACAUUUCCUGGAAGGUGGAGAUUGAAAAACUGGAUUAUCACCACUACCUGCCGCUGUUCUUCGAUGGUCUGUGUGAGACAUCUCACCCAUAUGAGUUCUUUGCCCAGCAGGGUGUACACGACAUGCUGGAACACGGUGGCACCAAAGUCCUGCCAGUCAUCCCUCAGCUCAUCAUCCCCAUAAAGAAUGCUCUGAACACAAGGAACAGGCAGGUGAUCUGUGCCACACUGAAGGUUCUGCAGCACCUUGUGGUGUCAGGAGAGAUGGUCGGAGAAGCUCUGGUGCCAUACUACAGACAGAUCCUGCCCAUCCUCAACAUGUUCAAGAACAUGAACACAAACAGCGGUGAUGGCAUUGAUUACAGCCAACAGAAGCGGGAGAACAUUGGUGAUCUUAUUCAAGAGACACUAGAGGUGUUUGAACGCUAUGGAGGAGAGGACGCCUUCAUCAACAUCAAAUACAUGGUGCCCACUUAUGAGUCCUGUCUACUCAACUAA
Messenger RNA from Neoarius graeffei (lesser salmon catfish), 696 nucleotides. RefSeq names its product PARK2 co-regulated (gene pacrg). NCBI's taxonomy places the organism in Eukaryota, Metazoa, Chordata, Actinopteri, Siluriformes, Ariidae. Gene Ontology annotation, cellular component: vesicle; cytosol; neuron projection. The record is from RefSeq and is a predicted model, not a curated record. The transcript has 5 exons. Gene Ontology annotation, molecular function: Hsp90 protein binding; Hsp70 protein binding. Bases 1 to 696 code for a protein of 231 amino acids.